Molecule: messenger RNA, 1266 nt
Organism: Aspergillus lentulus
Lineage: Eukaryota; Fungi; Ascomycota; Eurotiomycetes; Eurotiales; Aspergillaceae
Product: serine/threonine-protein phosphatase 2A activator
Biological process (GO): mitotic spindle organization
Cellular component (GO): nucleus; protein phosphatase type 2A complex; cytoplasm
Molecular function (GO): protein tyrosine phosphatase activator activity; peptidyl-prolyl cis-trans isomerase activity
Source: RefSeq, a predicted model, not a curated record
AUGAUGGCUUCUCAUGCGACUAUGUCGUCUCCGCCAGCAGGACCCAAGCUUGAUUUGUCCAAGAAGUUAUCCGAGCUGCGAGCUAGUCGCAAGUCUCACUCUGGCCUCUCGUCCAGAGAGCCCGCCCCGGUGACACCUCCUCUCCCCAGUCCACCAGAUCUAUCGACUCAUACCUAUGCACGACCUGUUCGGCGUAUCCUAUCGCGGAAAGACCACGAAACUUUUCUUGCAUCGUCGACCUACACUCUCGUUGUCGGCUUCAUUUUCGGCCUCUCUGAUUCAGUAAGAGGACAUGCGGUUACAGAUAACAAAGACCAACCUGCCUCCCCAAACAUCUCCAGAAUUCUAUCCGUGAUAGAUAAUAUUAGACAACUCGUUGACAAACAUCCUUCCAUUGACCAAGGCGGUUCAAGGUUCGGUAACCCGGCUUUCCGCGACCUCUUCGAUGAUGUGGCUGCGCAGAGUGCGACAUGGCAUAGAGAUAUCAUCGGGCUACAGAAUGCGGACGCCAUAGAGGAAGUAUCAUCAUAUUUGGUCCACUCCCUGGGAUCGCGGGACCGGUUGGAUUAUGGUUCAGGACAUGAGUUGAACUUUAUGAUGUGGCUAUUGUGCCUUCGACAGAUGCAGAUGAUAUCGACGGCAGACUUUGCAAUGAUCGUUUUCAGAGUGUAUCUCGAGUAUAUGCAUCUCAUGCGGCAAGUACAAAUGACUUAUUACCUGGAGCCUGCUGGCUCACAUGGUGUGUGGGGUUUGGAUGACUACCAUUUUCUGCCCUUCCUCUUCGGUGCCGCCCAGCUUGUGGAUCAUCCGUACAUCACACCGUUAGCGAUCCACAACACAGCAGUAUUAGACGAAGAAGGAGACAGGUAUAUCUAUCUGGAUCAAGUGCGAUGGGUAGACAGCGUGAAGACGGUCAAAGGCCUCCGGUGGCACAGUCCCAUGCUGGAUGACAUCUCCGGUGCCAAAAAUUGGCUGAAGAUUGAAGGAGGCAUGAAGAAAAUGUUCAUCAAGGAGGUCCUGGGCAAGUUACCCAUUAUGCAGCAUUUUCUAUUCGGCAGUCUGCUACCCGCUGACCCAAGCAUGGGAGAGCGCACGGAUGAUGCGGAUGAGGAGCUCCAUGAUCAUGGAGAUGGUAAUCUUCACGCCCGUCACACUGAUCAUUUCGGAGAUUGCUGCGGCAUCAAAGUGCCGAGUACAGUGGCCGCUGGAGCCGAAAUGAGGAAACGAAUCGGCGGAACAGGUUUACGACCAAUUCCUUUUGAUUAG